UCUCCAAAUUUGGCGCCAAAAUCCCCUCCACCAUAACCUACUACAAGCCUUCGAAUUUCUCCAAUUUAGGCAAACCUUCGAAGUUCUCUCCAAACAAUUUCGAAAAAUGGAGCAGAUAGAAGCUCUAUUAUCAUCAUAACUUGCUACAAUUUCUCCAGUUUAGGACAAACCUCCGAAGUUGUCCAAUGGAGGAGAUAGAAUCUCAAUUAUCAUCAAACAAAUCGUUGGGUUACUCAACGUUGCUUCAUCUCUAGCAACAAUCUGGAGCCGAUCCUUCUCUCCUUCGAUUGCUCGUUGAUUCGUCUUCCAUCAUCGUCCACUAUAUUCUCGCCGAUAUCUACGAUAACGACGAGGAAAUUGCUGCUCAGAUAUUGAAGUGCUUGGGAUUCAUGAUAUAUCAUCCAUCUAUAGUUGGCUCAAUCAAAGGUGAUGAUGCCAGGGCUAUUGUUGAUUCCCUCAUUAAGGUCAUUACAACCACCAAGAUUAAGUCUGUUUGCAACUUGGGAGUCUGGUGUAUAUCAAUGCAGCAGUUUAACUCAUCUCUUCUAGAUGCAAAUUUCCAGUCUUUGCUGAGGGCAAUUACUUAUGCUCUUGACAAUCCUAUUGGUUCUCUUUCAAUCACAUUUGAGGCAAUGCAGGCUGUAAUGAAGUUGGCAAGUACAUCAGCUGAAAAUAUGAGAGCCAUGUCAAACAUAUGGGCUCCUCCAGUUUAUAGAAGACUCGUCAGCAGCGAUAAAAGGGAAAGAGACAUGUCAGAACGUUGUUUACAAAAAGUCUUGAGUGAGAUAUGUCCUCCACCAGUGAUUCUUUCUAAGGCUCUUGUCAUAGAUUUAAAGAAAACUUUGAUUUUCAUGAUGGAAGACCUGCUGAAUCAAGGAUUGAAGAUUCAAACUCUACAAGUAUGGAAAUGGUUUAUGCGUUUACUCGGACCUUAUGGAAUGAAAAAUAAGCAUUUGGUUAACAAAUUGCUUAACAUUCCGGAACAAACUUUUACGGACCUUGAUCCACAGAUUCAGAAUGCUUCACUGUUAUGUUAUUCAUUCUCUAAGUUUGACACAUAAACUCCAGAUUAAUUAAUGUGACUUGGUCAAGCAAAAUUCUGUCCUAGUAUUUGAUUAUAAUCAUGAUUCAUGGGAUUCAAUAUCCGCUGACAGUUAAUGGGGAUGUGUUUAAUCCUUAUUUAUGAGUACCCACUGAAAAAGCUGUUGUUUUGUUUGGACUACAAUAGUGCAUCAUUGACAAUAUUAACAUAUCUAGCAGAUUCUUAAUUU
Molecule: messenger RNA, 1271 nt
Organism: Capsicum annuum
Lineage: Eukaryota; Viridiplantae; Streptophyta; Magnoliopsida; Solanales; Solanaceae
Exons: 6
Coding region: 390-1061 (223 amino acids)
Biological process (GO): telomere maintenance
Cellular component (GO): nucleus
Source: RefSeq, a predicted model, not a curated record